Bombina bombina (fire-bellied toad) is the source of this 1140-nucleotide messenger RNA. RefSeq names its product forkhead box protein I1c-like. The record is from RefSeq and is a predicted model, not a curated record. Lineage: Eukaryota; Metazoa; Chordata; Amphibia; Anura; Bombinatoridae. Bases 1 to 1140 code for a protein of 379 amino acids. Gene Ontology annotation, biological process: anatomical structure morphogenesis; regulation of transcription by RNA polymerase II; cell differentiation. The transcript has 2 exons. Gene Ontology annotation, molecular function: RNA polymerase II cis-regulatory region sequence-specific DNA binding; DNA-binding transcription factor activity, RNA polymerase II-specific.
AUGAAUACUAUUCACAUUCCAGCUCAUCAGAGACCUUCACCAUCAAGUCUGCAUCAGCCUCAUCCAAAAAGUGCUCAGGAAGCACCAGACAUGGCGGUAUACUGUGAAAACUUCAGCAUGUAUGCUCAGCAGAACAUACAGUCAUCCCAGAGAGCUGCUAACUAUGGAAUAGGGGAUUAUGCUCCUCCAACUAGCCCUUAUUUAUGGCUUGGUGGCCCUGCUGUCAACAACUCCUCCAGCUACCUACAUGGGAACAGCCCUGCACCAUACAUUCCUCCAUCCUAUGGAAACCAAAGGCAGUUCCUGCCCAAUUCUACUGGUUAUACUGGUACUGACCUCGGAUGGUUAUCUGUUGCAUCCCAAGAAGAGCUUCUGAAACUGGUGAGGCCUCCUUACUCCUAUUCUGCUCUUAUCGCUAUGGCUAUCCAGAAUGUCCCAGAGAAGAAAUUGACUCUUAAUCAGAUUUACCAGUAUGUGGCUGACAAUUUUCCAUUCUACAAGAAAAGCAAAGCCGGCUGGCAGAAUUCGAUCCGUCACAACCUCUCGCUGAAUGAUUGUUUUAAAAAGAUUGCAAGAGAUGAGAAUGAUCCAGGUAAAGGAAACUACUGGACUCUGGAUCCUAACUGUGAGAAGAUGUUUGACAAUGGUAAUUUCCGCAGGAAAAGAAAGAGCCGAUCAGAAUCCAACAGUGUCAAAUCUGCUAAGGUUACUGAAGAUCAUGUAACCCCAGGUGGAAAGGGAAAUGAAAGUCCAAGCCCAGUGACAUCAACAUCUUCAGAUAUAGAAGACACUUCAGUAGAUGUGAAGAGAGAAACAUCCACUCCACCAACAACACCCUAUACACCUUGUCUUAACAACUUCUUUGGUACCAUGACAACGGUUGAGACUAAUGCAAUGAACAGGCAGAUGUCUCUAGGACUGGCAAAUGAGCUGUCCCAAAGAAACAUUACAGGACUUAACAGUUUCACCUCCAGCUCUGCGGCACAGCCAUCUGCAGAUAUGCAAGACAGCAGUUUUUAUUUCACCAGGGGCCCAUACUACAAUGCCUUCUCUGGAAGCAAUCCUAAACAAUCUAUUCCACAGUCAUUUUUGCAACAACUUCAGUCUCAACCAACUCCUCUGUUCCAGGGCAAGUACUGA